Plutella xylostella (diamondback moth) is the source of this 861-nucleotide messenger RNA. RefSeq names its product SDR family oxidoreductase sniffer (gene sni). Gene Ontology annotation, cellular component: cytoplasm. The record is from RefSeq and is a predicted model, not a curated record. Lineage: Eukaryota; Metazoa; Arthropoda; Insecta; Lepidoptera; Plutellidae. Gene Ontology annotation, molecular function: carbonyl reductase (NADPH) activity.
UGCUACCGGUGAAAUUACAAGAUGAAGUCAGUUUUAAUCACUGGAGCCAACAGGGGCUUGGGACUCGGAAUGGUGAAACACCUCACCAAACAGAACAAGGCCGAAAACAUAUUCGCGACAUGCCGAACCCCAUCCGAUGAACUCAAACAGCUUGCUCAGGAGAACAAGAACCUCCACAUUUUGAAUUUGGAUUUAACAAACCUGAAUAGCUUCGGUGAUGUGGUACCGAAAAUAUCACAAGUGAUGGGUGACCAAGGAUUGAAUCUUCUAAUUAACAAUGCAGGGAUUUCCACCAAGUUUACUAAAUUGCAAUUGGUGAAAUCGGAACAGCUCCUGGAGAAUCUUACUGUUAACACCGUAGCACCAAUAAUGCUUACAAAGGCUCUCUUACCCGUAUUGAAGCAGGCAGCUGACAAGCACAGCGACCGGCCGGUCGGCGCGGAGAGGGCCGCCGUCAUCAACCUCAGCUCCAUACUCGGAUCGAUUGAAAAGAACGACCAAGGAGGAUUCUACCCCUACAGGUGCUCUAAGGCCGCGCUAAACGCAGCCACAAAGUCAAUGAGCUUGGACCUCAAGAAGGACCGCAUCCUGGUGGCGUGCAUCCACCCCGGCUGGGUGAAGACCGACAUGGGCGGGAAAAACGCACCCCUAGACGUCGAGACCAGUGUGCAAGGGAUGCUAGAUACCAUACUCCAGUUGAAAGAGGGAGACAGUGGCAAGUUCUUGCAGUUUGACGGAACAGAAUUGCCAUGGUGAAUGAAGGAGCCUAUAGCUUGUAGUUACAUAAGUUUUAAAUAAUAUUUUACUGCACAAUUGAACAAACAAAAUGUAACCUAUUUGAAAAUAAAUAUUUAAACAGGC